Phacochoerus africanus (Common warthog) is the source of this 870-nucleotide messenger RNA. RefSeq names its product BRICHOS domain containing 5 (gene BRICD5). NCBI's taxonomy places the organism in Eukaryota, Metazoa, Chordata, Mammalia, Artiodactyla, Suidae. The record is from RefSeq and is a predicted model, not a curated record. Bases 116 to 793 code for a protein of 225 amino acids. Gene Ontology annotation, biological process: regulation of cell population proliferation. The transcript has 6 exons.
GUCAGGAGGGGAGAGGGCCAGGACGAUUGUUUGGCUCAUCAGGAGGCGUCCUGAGGCUUCCGGUCUGACUCCAAGGGGUGCCAGACAAUCAGCGCAUUGUCCCCAGGGCUGCAGCAUGGAGCAGGGGAGCGGCCGGGCGGAAGGCCCCGGGCCGGGGCCUGUCAGUGUGAAGACCACGCCCUGCCAUGCGGGCGGGAAGGCUCCCCGCCUGCUGCUGCUGCUGGCACUGGCCACCACGGGGGCCAUGGCUGGAGGGCUUCUUGGCUUUGCUCACAGCCCUCCCAAGCCACCGCUGCAGAUGCUCCGUCUGACCCUCCCGAGCCCCAGGGGACCCCGAUCCAACCAAACUGAACAGGUGGAUGUGGCCCGGAAAGUGGCGACCAUCACAGUGACCCCGGCUGAGAGCAACCACAGCUGGACAGUGCUGCUGGAUGGGCAGAGCGGUUGUGUCUGUUACCGCCCCUCGGAGCCCCAGGCCUGCUUCCUCCGCCUGAUGGAACCCCGUGAUCGCGAGGCCCUGCAGCUGCUGGUGAAUUCCUCCCAGCCCCACGGGCCUCGCAGCCCCGGCCGGGACACCCGCUACACCCAGGAGCUGCUGGCAGUGCUUGGGAACCAUGAGGUGGACCCUGCUCAGGUGGGGGCUCCCGUGCAGCGCCUUUGUGCAGAGACCCCCAUUUACUGGGCUCGACGAGCAGAGGGGCCCCGGAGGCAGCGGCUCCUCUACCUGUGCAUUGACAUCUGCUUCCCGAGCAGCAUCUGCGUGUCAGUCUGCUUUUAUUACCUCCCGGACUAAGCGCCUGGCUGGCCCUGUCACCAGUCCCAGACAGGGCAACCACUGGCGGCACUAAUAAACCACUCCAGCAGCCAUGA